AUGCACGUUGCCAUUGCGGUAGCUCUCGCUUUGCCUCUCGUUGGGGCUCUUCCUCAACGCGCUCCAAACGAGAUACGCCAGGAAAACUCAGCUCCAUUUAAAGCUGACCUCAGAGUCGAUACCAAUCGCGAUGGCCGUGUCGAUGUCGAUGGGUCUACCGACGUCAAUGGCAAAGAUGCCUGGUCCGAAACGUCUGGUGCUAUCUUCCUCCCCAACAUAGGAAGUGCCGAUCGUCAUUGCUCCAAAGGCUACAAUAACGCUGAUUGCAAUGAUGCUUCCACAAAUGAACAAUGGGCACCAAAAUUCAUGGCCAUAAUGCGUACAGUGCCCAUCGCCAAUCUUAGCGACUCGGCAGUCGGCACUAUCUCCAUACAGGAUCCCAAAGCUCGGGCCAAAGUUCGCAUCUUUCUUGACUCUCCAGAGAUGGUUGAUAACCCGCCGUCAAUUGACUUUGGGGACCUGACAGAUCUGAAGCCGCACCCGCCUGUCGAGAGCUUGCGUCAUGUAUACAUGGAGAACGACACGCCUAUCCCUGCGGCCAAGUUACGAAAUGGUUUGACCCUGGGAAUUGACGGACGCGAUACUAGGCGCCCUGACUGGGAUGGAAAAGUUACUGUCGAGUUUAAGGUGACGGACGGAAGCUCCAGUUCCACCGAUAAGGUGAUGCUGCGUGUUGCUCCCGUUUUGACUCACCAUCAUCUCCAGCCCGUUGAGAAAGUAUUCACCACGAAGAAAUCAUUCGAUGGCAAGUUAGCAGAGGAGCAAGAAGCUCUCAUUAAGCCUAUCGAAGACGGCAUUCAAAGGAAUAUGCAAAAGGCUGGAAUCAAGCAGCCGCUCGAGCACCUCAAUAUCCAGUACACCUGGGCCCAAGACGUUAUGGAACCAGGAUACGCAAGCAUGCCCGGACCCGAGGGGCCCAUCACCAUGCGCAUCAAUGUGUAUGGAGUACCUGUCACUGAUAACAGAGGCGGCGAUCUAGUUGAAAAAUUGAUAUUCACUGAUCUACGACAGGAUGGAGUCAGCGCCUUCCGCCCUGCUCCGUCCACGGCGAUUCGCCAUGGCACGCUUGAAGCCGGAGGAAACAUCGAAUCCAUUCCGCCCUAUGAGUUAAACGGCAAGAAGUACCCUGCUGGAAGAAUUGUCAUUGGCGGCACCGAUGCUCAGAAACCAGAGGCGCUGUCCUACUUCAAGGCCCAGGAAGCUCAGGACCCUAUCCUGCUUGACUCUACCUGGCUUUAUGUAAAGCAUGUGGACGAGAUGGUUGGCUUUUUACCCGCCAAGACUGAGCGCUCUUGGCGCAUUGUCAUCGUAGAUCCGAUGAUGGGAUACGACGCGCUGGCGAAGCUUGACAAAGAGGGCCACGGAGACGUAAAGCUCACCAGCAAUCCCAAAGCACAGAAUGAGACAGGUCUGCCAACGGUCCGCGAAUUCCUAGCCGAUCCUCAAACUCGGGAGGCCGCCACUCAUAGCACCAAGAUUAUGGAGCAGAAUCUGCAGACUCUUAAAAAAGAAACCGGUGUUACAGACGCAGACAUUGUCCGCGUCCCUGCAGUUAUUGCAUCUAUGAGCGCAUUAAAGAAGUAUUUGCACGCUAGGGACCCGUACGGAUCUAAUAAUAAUGGCAAUGAUCUCUUGCCCUUGAACUCGGCCUUCCCCAGUCAAGUCAAUGGCGUGCCACUCUCGGACUCGGUUUUUAUCGCACCUAAGCCCUGGGGCCCUGUUGUUAAUAAUGAGGACGUCAUCCAAAAGCUGACGGCAGAAGCGUACUCUAAAGCCGGCUUUGAGGUGGACUUUAUUGAUGAAUGGGAUCUGCACCUGGCUAGCGGAGACUUGCACUGCUUUACAAAUACAUACCGCAGCAUGUCGGCAAAGUGGUGGUAG
This is a messenger RNA of Pochonia chlamydosporia 170, 1881 nucleotides long. Its product is annotated as arginine deiminase type-3. Gene Ontology annotation, cellular component: cytoplasm. Lineage: Eukaryota; Fungi; Ascomycota; Sordariomycetes; Hypocreales; Clavicipitaceae. The record is from RefSeq and is a predicted model, not a curated record. The transcript has a single exon. The coding region runs from base 1 to 1881 and encodes 626 amino acids. Gene Ontology annotation, molecular function: calcium ion binding; protein-arginine deiminase activity.